Molecule: messenger RNA, 1724 nt
Organism: Sclerotinia trifoliorum
Lineage: Eukaryota; Fungi; Ascomycota; Leotiomycetes; Helotiales; Sclerotiniaceae
Source: the annotation of a GenBank genome assembly
UAUCUGUAUUAGAUGUUAUUCAGAAUGCAACAAUUUUAACAACUUCGUUCUCUAAUAAUUUAAUCCACUGCGCUCCUAAGAUUCUACUUUCCUAUUUAAGUUAAGCACCAAGCUCAUCAAACUCAUAGUUGUCUUUCCCACUCUUUGAGAUUAAUUAUACAUCCUUCAACAUGUCUACUAUCGAAUCUCUGCUCUCGCAGCUCAAGGAAGCUGCGAGAACAGCAGACUUGUCAGUCCGCUUUCAACUCAGUGAACAGCUUCUUGCCCUUUCACGUUCCGUCGCUACGCCGAGACAAAUUUUACAGUAUCAUGGCUAUUUGUAUAGUGAGCAUGUAACGGCCAAGAUUGCCGUUGACCUUGAUCUCUUCACCAUUCUUGCAGAAAACAACGGUCCUUUGAAUACAGAAGAUGUAUCCAAAAAAUGCGGUGGAGAUCUUACACUGAUUGGUUUGCAAAAAUAUCAACUCAGGAUUACUAAAGCUAACUCCCGUCAGAUCGUAUCUUAAAACAUCUUGCUUCAACCUAUACAAUUACACAAGUAGGAGAAUCAAGCUUUGCCGCCAAUGAGACCACUCAUCUACUGGCUUCUCCUGCAGGUAAAGGAAAUAUCAUGUUUGGUUUCAACAUCCUCAACAAAGCAUUCCAGGAGUUACCAGACUUUUUAAAAGAGAAUGGAUAUAAGAGCCCUGAGAAUCCUCUUGAAACUGCCUUCAACCGAGCUUUUAAUACGAAGGAACAAUUUUUCCCCUACAUUCAACAGAUUCCGGACAUUAUGCGAGACUUUUAUCCGUCUCUUACUGCAUUCAAAAGCCCCGUUCCAUGGACAUCUGUCUUUCCUUUGGCCGAAAAGCUGCGGGAAGCGGAUAAGAACGUACCUCUCUUUGUCGACAUUGGUGGUGGACACGGUUAUCAGUGUGAUGCCUUUCGCAAGGCAAUUGCUGAGUAUGAUUUUUCUGGCCGCGUGAUCAACCAAGACCUUCCAGGAACAUUAGCUUCAGCUCCAAAACACGACAAUGUCGAGAUGAUGGCUCAGAACUUUAAUGAAAAGCAACAAGUUCAAGGUUAGUGUUCUCGAAAGCAAAAUAACCCGUGAACCCCUACUGAGUCCCCCUAGGUGCAAACAUAUAUUAUAUCCGGCAAUGUCUUCAUGAUUUUCCAGACAAGGAAGCAAAGCAAGUUUUACAAAAUAUUCGCGAUGCUAUGUCUCCGAAGUCUCUUUUGUUGAUCGACGAAAUGGUCAUUCCAAACAUAGGUGCAUCUCCAUUUUCAAUGCAAUUGGAUUUUACAAUGAUGGCUUUUCUCAGCUCGGCUGAGCGAACGUUAUCACAUUGGCGGAAGCUACUGGAAGAGGUAGGGCUUCAGCUCAUUCAAGUGUACAAAUAUGACACGGAGUUAGAAUAUAGUAUUCUUGAAGCUGUAAAGGUCGAUGUAUAAAUUCAGGUAUAAAGCGGGUUGGUGAAUAAAUUACAGAAGAACCUGAGUUGAUACGAGGGCAUUUUUUACAAAGAGUUUGGUAGUUUGUGAGGUUGAAAAUAUUAAAAAUCGGCUAGCUCUCCAUUGCCCGUCGAUUUCAUCAUCUAACGGAGACCGGGUCAACUAGAUCCAGCAGAUAAAACCGCGAAAGUUUACAUAGUUAGGACUGAUUAUCUAAUAUUGAUCCCAUAUGAUACUAGAUUCUAGCAGUGUAACGAUAAUGUUAGAAUGAGUACAAAAGCAAGAUGAGU